AUGGCUACCCCUUCCAAACCCACUGUCUAUAUCAUUGACUCUUCUGAGAAACUGAAGACUAUUGGUCAUUCAACUAGAGUGGCCUCCAAAAACAACCCACCUGCGGAAGAGAGUGCUAAAGGUGCCAGCACCUCAGCAGUUCCUCCUGCGAAGGGAAAAGCAACUGCAGAAGAGAGCGCUAAAGGUGCCAGCACCUCAGCAGUUCCUCCUGUGAAGGGAAAAGCAACCACCAUGUCACCAACUGCGGAAGAGAGCACUAAGGGUGUUAACACCCCAGCUGUUCCUCCUGCGAAGGGAAAAGCGACAGCCACGUUGCAAUCCAAACCUGCCAAACCUGGGGCAUCUUUACAGAAAGCCCCUGCCCCACUACCCCUCCCUCCAUUUGGUUCCAGCAUGCUACAAGGCAGCAUUGAGCCAAUUGUGAUCAAUCCUCCUGGUCUGAACCUAACUAUGUUACAGGAGACCAGGCAAAUUAUCUUGGAAGCCCCUUCCCUCACUUACUUGACAACCAUAUCGAGUAUCUCCUCAUUAGGCAAUAGGAGUUCUGGCAGAUCUGUGAUACCCCAGCACAUCUUUGAAGGGAUUCUGACAUAUGAGAAAGUCAUGAUCUAUGACGAGUCUCUUUUGGCUUCCCUAGCUCAUUACCACCCCUGUUUCAACCCUGCGGUUGAUGAUGACCCUCUAGUCUUUUUCAGAGGCAUCAAUGGGAAGCUACCUGGGAAAUCCAUAGCAGAUUCUCAAGGGAUCCAUGACCUCUUAUGGCAUUGGUCUGCACCCCAUACUCAAGCUUUAUGGGUUGAUCUUCUGACUGCUGUAGACAAGCUUCCCCAAGUGCACCUAACACCAGAAUACAUCAGCAAAUACUUGGUGGAUUCUGUGAAGUACUAUUUGGUACCUCCUAUGUUCCUUGAGGAUGUGGCUCAGCUUUAUCUAGCCAUGUACCAAAUUCUUGGAGCCUUCCAGACAUUCCUGGAAGAAGUUCUACAGCACUGUUGCGAGGUUUGCAAUUCCCACAUCAAAGAGUACUUCAAUGCUAUGAGGAAGAUCUUCCUCCAGACCGACGAGCAAGAGUCCAUCAGCACCAUGUACUCGACUUGUCCUUCCAUUCACUCUCAAUUCGGACAGGAAACAGCUCACAAGGAAGUAGGAAAGCUUCUUCUAUGCCCAGACUAUGACUACAUCCCUGUCGCUUACCAAGACGGAGUCAGUCAUUUAACGGAAGCUGCAGUAGCUGCCGCUAACAGGAUGCACCAGAAAGUACUGACUGUCUUCUAUAAAACCACUUGGGCUUGGGUUUACCAAACUGCUCCUACUGGAGCUGUUAUUGCCGCAUGUUCUGCUAGUAAUGCUAGCUACAAAUCCAAUCGAGUGUUCUCUCAAUACACAUCCUCCGCCAUUCCUACUCCUCAAUAUGCACCUUCAGCAGUCCCCACUACCACCACUCAGAGCAUCAAAGUGUCUAUGCCUGCCUCUAUAUCCGACAUUGCCCAUUGUCAUCAUGCCAUCUCCACUAUGCCUGGCAUGGGUCGAAUAGAACUACCAGUGAAUGAUGCUCCUGCUACAGCACCUGUGGUCGACAUGGGCAUUGAGCAGCAAACUCUGCCUGUUAUGCCUCCUCACUUAUUUGACAGAGCACCAGAACACCUGCCAGCUCCGGCAAGCAGCGUGCCUUCACAUUGGACAAGCUACCAGUUCAAGGACAAUUGCCUCAUACCCUCUCCCAGUGAUGAAGAUCUUAGAUCUCCAGGCAACCCUCCCCCAGGAGGUAACCCUCCAGACAACGAUUCAGGGGGCAAUGGCCCUGGCAGCGGUGGAGGUGGUCCUAAUGGUGGUCCCCCUGGUGGCCCACCCAGUGACCCUCCUGGUGGUCCUCCUGGUGGAGGUGGAAAUCCCCCUCCAGGCUGGUGCCAGCUUGGGAUGGACAUGGCUCCACCUGCCAUUGAGUACAUCAGCUCUAUGUCCUUCCUGGCCAGGAUGAGCAAUAAAAUGAAGGAAGGUGUAGCUGCCAUGGCUCCCUACAAGUGGUCCGGUUGCACAAAAAGCUGGUGGGAAUGUCUGCCAUUGGCUAAUCAAACAUAUUUCCGUCAAGACUGGGAACACAUGAUGAUUGGUUUAUGCAUUCAGUUCCUUGAUCUGCGUUGGUCUUGUGAACGGCUGUAUGAGUUUGAAGCCAUGUUCUUUCAUCAAAAGGGACACAUGACUGAGGACCCUAUAGAUUUCAUACAACAUAGGGUCUCACCACAUGUUCCUUCAUCCUGA
Molecule: messenger RNA, 2259 nt
Organism: Laccaria bicolor S238N-H82
Lineage: Eukaryota; Fungi; Basidiomycota; Agaricomycetes; Agaricales; Hydnangiaceae
Exons: 5
Coding region: 1-2259 (752 amino acids)
Source: RefSeq, a predicted model, not a curated record